Messenger RNA from Yarrowia lipolytica CLIB122, 1395 nucleotides. RefSeq lists its product as uncharacterized. Gene Ontology annotation, molecular function: 5S rRNA binding. The record is from RefSeq and is a predicted model, not a curated record. Lineage: Eukaryota; Fungi; Ascomycota; Dipodascomycetes; Dipodascales. Gene Ontology annotation, biological process: rRNA processing; ribosomal large subunit assembly. Gene Ontology annotation, cellular component: nucleolus.
AUGAGCAAACAAACGAGCAGAAAAGGAAAGAAGGCGUGGAGAAAGAACAUUGAUCUGGAGGAUCUGAACGCCGGUCUAGACAGCGCUCGAGAAAACGAGCGGCAGUUUGGCUCCAAGAACCUGGAGCAGGCUGGUGAUGCUCUCUUCACUGUGGACACAGCUGGAACGUCUGGCGAUGUCGAGACUUACCAUAGCAAAAAGAAGGAGAAGCGUCUCAAGUCGGACGAGAUUCUUGCCCGGCGAUCUGCUGUCCCCGGCGUGAUUGGCAAAAAGACCAAGAAGGAGAAGAAGAUGAGCAAGGAGCAGCUGGAUAUGCUGUUGAAGAAGGCUGGACGACGAGAUGUGGACAACAAGAUGACCGAGGCUGCUCUGCAAGCCGACUCUGUCCUGGAGACUCCUGUUUACGACGCAUGGGACGAGGCCCCCGCUCCUGUGGUUCCCAAGAAGAAGACCAUUACUGCAUCCAAGGUGGUCAAGCCCCGAUCCGAGUUCCAGGGUUUCCCUCAGAGUAUGACCAAGGUCAAGAAUGCUGGAUCUCGGGUUGCAUACAUGCCCAAGUCUGCUAAGCCUGAGAACAUCAUGCGGGCUACUUUUGCUAACGGUGAUCACAGAGAGGCCACUUCUCGAACCCGAAGCACUGUGCGACCUUCCACUCUGGACCACAAGCCUCUUGUCUUUGGAGCCACUGACAAGGCUAUUGAGGUUCCCCACGAGGGUCGAUCUUACAAUCCCUCUCUGGAGGCCUGGCAGGCUCUUCUCAAGGAGGAGCUGGCCAAGGAAGAGGCAUUGGAGGAGGAACGACUGCAGCUGGAGGCCGACCAAGCCCGUGUCCAGCAUCUCAUGGACACCAUGGAGGACCACGAGGACAAGCAGAUGGAUUACUCGUCCGAGGAGGAAGAGGAGGAGGCCUCUGAUGAGGAACUCGAGGGCGGUAGCGUCGGUCUGUCUAUCAACGCGCCUGCCAAGGAGAAGCGAAAGAGCAUGGCUAAGCGACGACAGAUGCGAGAACACAAGGAAAAGGAACGAAUUCGAAAACAAAUGAAGAUGGAGAUGAAGAAGAUUCAUGAGAAGAUGCAACAGCUCGCCAAGCGGUCCGAGAAGUCCGAGCAGGAGAAGCAGGAUCUCAAGGAUCUCAUUGCAGGAGGCGAGGCUGCCGAGAAGGUGCGAACCCGUCGGUACGGCAAAUACGAAAUUCUGGAGCCCACUCUCGAUGUCAAGCUCUCAGGCGAGCUCACAGACUCUCUUCGACGACUCAAGCCCGAGGGAUCGUUGAUGCGAGACCGGUUCCGAUCGCUGCAGCAGCGAGGAAAGAUCGAGGCUCGAAAGCGACACAACCUCAAGCCCCGAUACAAGAAGAAGGUGACCGAGAAGUGGUCUUUCAAGGACUUCAAAUAG